Messenger RNA from Exophiala viscosa, 2833 nucleotides. RefSeq names its product DEAD box RNA helicase hela. Gene Ontology annotation, cellular component: mitochondrion. The coding region runs from base 313 to 2385 and encodes 690 amino acids. Gene Ontology annotation, molecular function: nucleic acid binding; ATP binding. The record is from RefSeq and is a predicted model, not a curated record. The transcript has a single exon. Lineage: Eukaryota; Fungi; Ascomycota; Eurotiomycetes; Chaetothyriales; Herpotrichiellaceae.
AUUGUUUCGAGUCUUAUCUUAUCGAAUUCCGCGUAUGUUACCAAAUUGGUCUAGCCUCCUAUCUCAAAGCCCAUGAUUGGCUUGAUUCAUCGUAAGUGGGACCCGAAUCAUUCGAGACUUUUUGUUCUCCCAGAAAUUUUGGAUUCAGGUAACGCGACCGCUUUACAGAUAACUAACUAUCUUUCAAUUGAUGUUGCAGUUGAUCAUUCCUGCAUCUCCUUAUUCACUCCCUUUUCUUUAUAUCACUGUACAGGGUUGUAAAGUCUUUCAACACUUCACCUUGUCCAUCAUUCAUUUUCUCACGGCCCGAACAUGUACGGCGCAGCCCGGCAGGGGCGUCUCGCCAUCAGAGUCCUCCGAUCCUUUCAUGCACCAUUGACAUCCUCUACCCUCACAAGAACCUCGUUUCCUGCUGUUCCCAGCGCUUCAUUCAGACCGAUCCGCAUCAGCCAGUUCAGUUCGUUAUCUCAGCUUCGACAAAAUGCCGUUGCUGCAGAUUUGGGCGCUGAGGACAUUUCCCAUGUCCAGCGCGAAUACACCACUUUUUCACAGCUGGGCGAGAACGGCAUUGUGGAUCAAAGAAUCAUCAACAAUCUGAAGAGGAGGGAGAUCGAGACCAUGACCGAUGUCCAGCGAAUGACAAUCAAUGAGUGUCUAGACGGUACCGAUGUGGUUGCUCAGGCUCGUACCGGUACCGGCAAAACCCUAGCAUUUCUCAUGCCGAUCGUGCAGCGCAUGCUCAAAGACCCUGCUAUUGAAUCCAAAAGACCACACAUCAGUGACACAAGAGCGUUGAUCAUCUCCCCAACCCGAGAGCUGGCCGAGCAGAUCGCCGAAGAAGCCAGGAAACUUGUACACGGAACCAGAUUACAAGUGCAAACGGCAGUCGGCGGAACACAAAAGUCAUAUCACCUGAAGUUGAUGCAACGUAUGGGAUGCCAUAUCUUGGUCGGUACACCCGGCCGUGUGAAUGAUCUCCUGUCAGACAAGUACAGUGGCCUCACCCUGGACAACUGUCAGACCUUUGUGCUCGACGAAGCAGACCGUCUCUUGAAUAUUGGCUUCUCAGAGACCAUCGCUGAAAUCCAGAGCUACAUGCCUUCACCGGAGACCGGCAACCGACAAACACUCAUGUUCUCCGCCACGAUGCCUAGAAGUGUGGUUUCACUCGUCAAACAGAGCAUGAGACCGGACUUUAAAUUUGUCCGAACUGUUGACCCUGCCGAUGCUGCCACUCACGAAACGGUGCCCCAGAACGUUGUCUUUUUGCCCGGCCUUCAAAACCAGAUUCCUGCCAUAGCCGAACUCGCCUACAAGCACAUUAAGGCCAACCAGGAUGACCCAGCUAAUAAUCCUCCGUUCAAAGCCAUCAUAUUCUAUCCUUCGAUCAAUGAAGUCCGACUAGCAUACGAGAUUUUGAGAAACCUCCGCGAACCCGGUCAAAGAGGCGGCUUCUUCGCCCCUCAUCCACUCGAUCCAUGCAAGGUUGUCGAAAUGUCCUCGCAAUUGACCCAGGCCCUCCGAGAACGAAAUACGAAAGAAUUCCGUAACUCGGAGUCAGCCAUCAUGGUCGCCUCCGAUGUCGCCGCUAGGGGUAUGGAUUUCCCAAAUGUUACCCAUGUCAUUCAAGUUGGCCUCCCAAGAGAUACGGAAGACUACGUUCAUCGACUUGGCCGUACCGGGCGUGCAGGCAAGCCCGGACAAGGAUGGCUUUUGUUGCAAGAUGACGAGCGCAAUGCAUUCCGACACCUCGUCAACGAAAUCCACGCACAGAACAUCAAUCAGAACACCAGUCUAGAGACGGCCCAACUUGACAUGACGCAGCCGUCGCAACUCUCCGCCGAGACCGGCAAGAUUAUGAGAUUCGUCGAGAUGGGUGUCAAGGCCACAUCCAUGGCUGAUAAGGCCAAGACUUACGCUACGCUGUUGAGCGGCAUGGUUCAGAGCCGCGUUAGCAGAUCGAAGCAGCAAAUCGUGGAUAUGGCGAACGACUUGUCCAAGUUCGGUUGGGGCCUGGAACGUCCACCACACCUGACAACCCAAUGGGUUUCCAAGAUGGGCUUUGGCGGUGUGAGGAAUAUCGAAACUCGCGCUGGCACCGAAGAUGACUUUCCGCCUCGAGGACGCGGCGGCGACCGUCGUACAUCAUCGCGGAGAGACAACUUCGAUGAGAACGAUCCUUUUGGCCAAUCCUCCAGCGGCGGCAGGGGUAGUUUCGGCGGAAGAGAGUCAAGAGGCUCUUUUGGCGGCAGAGAGUCGAGAGGUUCGUUUGGCGGCAGAGACUCUCGCGGCGGCGGCAGCGGCAACAGCUUUGGUGAGCGACGCGGCGGCUUCUCAGACCGAGGAGACCGAGGAGAUCGCGGAGAUCGAGGUUCGCGCUUCUAAGCGGAUUCAUUUCGUUAUGGUCUGACAGGGUACCGCGACCACGAAGAUGCUCACAAAGACGAGCCCUGAUUGCUGUGGAGAACAUCGGAUUCAUCAUGCAGCAGGUUCUUACGAGGUCAGUCGCUGGCUCUGGAUGCAGCCCUUCCACUCAAUCAGACCUUUCUACUAUUGUCCUUGGACUUCCCCGUACGAAAGUUGCGGUUCUUGAAAACCUCUAUGGCACCCAUCCUCAGGAUUGAGGGAAAAUUUAUGCACGGCAAUCACGAGGACGAAACAGUGGCUGGCAUCAUAUGUUACGCCACGUGUAGGAUACUGUAUAUUGAGCACCUUCUUCAGUCUUGUGUCUGACCAUCAACUUUUGUUACGGUUUGAGAACUCAUGUAUGUUAUAUAAUGGCGUGGAGGAGUUCUAGAUUGAAAAGCGAGGGAAAGGGAGUUUAGAAGGGAAG